CAUUUUUCAGGAAAUUUAACUCUGCACAAAAUUGAAUAGAUAUUUAUCGCAAUUGAAUGAAGUAGAAUAAUCAGUAAUCACCUUAUAGUUAUGAAAGUAAAGUAUCUUGUGCGAAAAAAACUGAAGAAGUGAUAUAAAGUUAAAGAUUAAUAGAAGUUAAUCAACGGGGAGAAUGGUUUAAUAACAAGCGAAUGUAUAUAUUAGAAAAGUUUCAAUAACAAAUUAAAGACGGUCAAUUUAUAAAAGGUGAAAGUACGGGCCAUUUUAAUAAAGAAAUAGUUUUGAAGAAAAUAAUUUUAUAAAAAUGGGAGAUCCCUUAUCGAUGAACACAGGACAGACAUAUUGUUGGAAUACCAAAGUGGCUGAACAAGAUGUGAAAUAUUAUUCAGGUCCUCAGAUGUCAAAUUUUCCCAACUAUAAUCAACCUCUCAAUUACAACUCUUCCUAUUCCUACAAUAUACCUCCUCCCAAUGGAUUACCUCCUAAUUUAUCACCUGCCAAUGUACCAUCUCCCAAUAUACCAAGUAUUCGUUCUUUUAAUGUAUCAAAUAUUCCUCCACCCAAUAUUCCUCCACCAAAUAUUCCUCCACCAAAUAUUCCUCCUCCAAACUUAUCAAAUAUCCCACCUGAUGUAAAUUCAACAGAUUCAAUGUAUCAUUUUGCACCUACUACCUACCAUAAUGAAGUAGCUAAUUUUUGCAAUAAUAUCCCUUACCAGAAUCAAAUAAAUCCACAGUGUGGUGGUCAAUAUUAUGAUAGAAUAAAUUCUGGACAUGAACAAUCCAUAAGUAAAAAUUAUACAAACUGGGAUAUGCCCGAAAAUAUAUAUAAUAGCAAUUCCGCUAAUAAGUGGCAUGCUAAUAAUUCAUCUGCAAAUUGGACAGUACAUCAAAGUACAUCUGCUUCAUGGUAUGGUACAAAUGCGACAACAUAUGAUAAAGACAAAUCAUGUUCAACACAAAUGUAUAAAUUGUUGCAAAGAACAGAGGAAUCUAAAUGGAAAUGCGAUAACAGGGAAACUAUGAACAAACAUACAAUUAAUAGACAAAGAUCCAGAAGUCCAUAUGGCAAAUCAGAAAAAAUAUACAGAUCACAGUAUGAUAAUAGAAGGGAUAGGUAUCGUCGAAGCAACAGAGAAAUAUCUAAUUCAAGGGACUCCGCAUAUGAUAGCAGACAUUUUGAAAAAUCUUCAUCUAAAAAACGGAGCUACACAUCUCGUUCAGAAGAAUCAUAUAUAAGCAGGAAAAGAUCGAGCUCGCGAGAAUCUCAUUUAACGAGAGACACAUCACCAGCUAACAGCAAACGAACAAAAGGUCCUACUGAGAGGGAGAUACUGCUAGAGAAAUAUAGACGUAACUAUUGUGCGACAAGUAAGGAUAUACAACGAAAACUAAAUGAAUUAUCGGCAAUGGGAUCUAAAGGUAUUCUUGAGAGUGAGAAAAAGAUUUGGACGCGCUCAUCACCAGCAGAUCUUUACUAUAUCAGAGAUGAAGAUAAUCCUAAAAUAAUGAAGGGUACUACUAAGCUACAAGAAUUGUGCAUGACAUUUAAAAAAUUGUUAAUAGACAGGGCAGCUGCAGCUAGAGAAUUACAGCCACCAUAUGAACCACCUCCAAGGAAAACAAGAGCACGUCUCUGUCGUCAUAAAUCUGAAGCUUGUAGUAGUUCCUCAUCUGACAGUGAAAAUUCUAUGGAUGAGGAUGAUAGAACAAUGGAAGAAUUAAUGGCAAAGAAACAGCAUCCACAAAGACUGCAUCCUGAAAUGUGGUUUAACGAUCCUGGAGAGAUGAAUGAUGGUCCAUUAUGUAGAUGCAGUGCAAAAUCACGACGCUCAGGUAUACGACACGGGAUUUAUGCCGGAGAAGGCGCAAUAAACAAAUGUGAUUUAAAUACGAAUAAUGCAGAUAAAUUGCAUCACUACAGAAUAACGAUUAGCCCACCGACUAAUUUUCUCACCAAAACACCGACGAUUAUUAAACACGACGAACACGAAUUUAUAUUUGAAGGCUUCUCCAUGCUCUCUCAUUUUCCAUUGGUCAAAUUACCUACAUGUAAAGUUAUAAGAUUUAAUAUUGAAUACACAAUUUUAUACAUAGAAGAGAAAUUGCCAGAAAAUUUUACAAUACAAGAACUUGAUUUCUUUCAGAUGUAUUUGUUUAGAGAGAUUUUGGAGCUCGUAGAUUUUGACUUACACGCAGCGCAAGACAAAUCCGGCUGCGGACAAUUUCAUUUUAUGCCAAGAUUUGUACGUGAUUUGACUGACAAUGGCCAAGAAAUUCUAUCAAUGAACGAAGUCUUGAAUUAUUUAAUAAAGAGCAGUACUCUCUUAAUAAAUCCAGAUGAUCUAUCUAAAUUGGUGGCAAUGCCUCAAUACAAAUGGCAAGAUUUUGCUGAUGAAGUAAAGGGUAUGGUCGUGACCUAUCCUGGAAAAAAACCGUGCAGUGUUCGUGUUGAUCAACUGGAUAGAAAUCAAGAUGAUCAAUCUAGUGGGAUAUCGCAUACUUAUCCCGAGAUAGUUCAUUUUGGUAUUCGUCCACCACAGCUUAGCUACGCAGGAAAUGCAGAUUAUCAGAAAGCCUGGAGGGAUUACGUAAAAUUUCGACAUCUACUCGCAAACAUGUCGAAACCGUCCUUUGAAGAUAAGAGGAAAUUAGAAGCGAAGGAGAACAAACUGCAGGAGUUACGUACCCAGAGCAAAAUGAAGCGCGAUGUUACAGUCGAUGUCAGUUCUGAAGGAUUUUACAGAACCGGCAUUAUGUGCGAUAUCGUGCAACAUGCGAUGUUGAUACCGGUGUUAGUCUGUCAUUUAAGAUUUCACAAAUCUUUGGAUAAUCUAGAACGCACGUUGGGAUAUGAGUUUAAAAACAGAUACUUGCUCCAAUUGGCUCUCACGCAUCCCAGCUACCGUGAGAAUUUCGGCACAAAUCCGGAUCAUGCGCGAAACUCCCUGACAAAUUGCGGCAUAAGACAGCCUGAAUAUGGUGACCGUAGAAUUCAUUAUAUGAACACGCGAAAGCGUGGUAUCAAUACUCUGAUAAAUAUAAUGUCCAGAUUCGGCGCGAAAACGGAAACGGAAUCAUCGAUAGCUCAUAAUGAACGACUAGAAUUUCUUGGUGAUGCAGUCGUCGAGUUCCUCACUUCUAUCCAUCUCUUUCACAUGUUUCCGGAUUUAGAAGAGGGUGGUCUGGCUACAUACAGAGCGGCAAUCGUACAAAAUCAGCAUCUUGCUGUAUUGGCAAAGAAAUUGAAUCUGGAAGAAUAUAUGCUCUAUGCUCAUGGUAGCGAUCUUUGCCACGAUUUGGAACUGAGGCAUGCAAUGGCAAAUUGCUUCGAAGCAUUGAUGGGUUCGCUAUUUCUUGACGGAGGGAUAGAGGUGGCUGAUCGGGUCUUUGGAGAGACACUUUUCAAAAAUGAAGAUGAUCUUGCCAAAGUAUGGGUCAAUUACCCACGACACCCUCUUCAGGAACAGGAACCGACAGGAGAUCGACAGUGGAUUCCUAGCUUUGAAUUAUUACAGAAAUUGACGAAAUUUGAAGAGUCAAUUGGAAUAGAAUUCACUCAUAUUCGUCUGCUUGCUAGAGCGUUCACAGACCGUAGUAUAGGAUAUACCAAUUUAACAUUAGGAUCUAAUCAGCGGUUAGAAUUCUUAGGAGACACUGUAUUACAGCUGAUCGUUUCUGAAUAUUUGUAUAAAUUUUUCCCUGAACAUCAUGAGGGACAUUUAUCGUUGUUACGAAGUUCACUCGUAAAUAAUAAAACACAAGCAGUUGUCUGCGAUGAUCUCGGUAUGACUCAGUAUGCGCUUUAUGGGAACCCAAAAGCCGAAUUGAAGACGAAGGAUAGAGCCGAUUUAUUAGAAGCUUUCCUCGGCGCGCUUUAUGUCGACAAAGGUUUAAAGUAUUGUCAUGUUUUUUGUAAUGUUUGCUUCUUCCCACGUUUACAAGAUUUUAUUAUGAAUCAAGAUUGGAAUGAUCCAAAGAGCAAACUACAACAGUGUUGCUUAACUUUAAGAACUAUGGAUGGUGGUGAGCCAGAUAUUCCUGUAUAUAAAGUCAUUGAGUGUAAAGGACCGACUAAUACAAGAGUUUAUACAGUUGCUGUAUAUUUUCAAGGAAAACGACUAGCUACAGCUUCAGGACAUAGUAUCCAAGAAGCAGAAAUGAACUCUGCCAAAGAAGCUUUAGAAAAAUCACAAGAUUUAUUUCCGCAACUAGAUCAUCAAAAACGUGUAAUAGCCAAAAGUAUGAAAAUGCAGCAAUGGCCAAGUAAACAGAAACCAAGGGGAAAGUCUGAAAAAAGGCCUCACGACAGAUCUGAUGAUUCUGACUGUAGCCAAAACUGGAGAAGAAGUCGAAGCAGAGAGCGCAAUACUUCAAAAAAAAAAGAAACUUAACCAUUUCUUACUAUUUUAUUAUGUUCAUGUAUGUUUUAUUUUCAUGUAUGUAUGUUAAUAUAUAGAUAUAAAUAUAUAAUAUGUAA
Molecule: messenger RNA, 4479 nt
Organism: Pogonomyrmex barbatus (red harvester ant)
Lineage: Eukaryota; Metazoa; Arthropoda; Insecta; Hymenoptera; Formicidae
Gene: drosha
Product: ribonuclease 3 drosha
Biological process (GO): primary miRNA processing; pre-miRNA processing; rRNA processing
Cellular component (GO): nucleus; microprocessor complex
Molecular function (GO): RNA binding; ribonuclease III activity
Source: RefSeq, a predicted model, not a curated record